AUGGGUGCAGCAAACAAGUACAAUUUUCUCGUUGUCUUCUUCGUGACCUUCGGGUCUCUGACAUAUGGGUACAACUCUGCAAUCAUUGGGGCCGUCAUCGGCCUGCCAUCCUUCUUUCAGUACUUCAACAUCGACAUCAAGUCAAGCGGAGGCUCCCGAAUCACUGGAGCAACCAAUGGACUCUUCGCAGGGGGUGGAUUCAUAGGCUGCUAUCUGAUCACCUGGCUGGCUGACAGGGUGGGCAGGAAGAGGUCCAUCCAAAUCACUGCCUGUAUUUGUAUUGUUGCAGGUGCCCUUCAGGCGGGAUCUAUUCACAUUGCUAUGUUCCUGGUGGCCCGCUUCAUGAUGGGCGUGGGCGUGGGCUUGGUCAACGUGAUCACUCCUCUCUAUCAAUCAGAGGUGUCUCCUGCCCACUCCCGCGGGCGAAUGGUGGGCAGCCAUGGGUUCAUUCUCUGCGUCGGAUACGGACUAGCUGGAUGGACGGGUUACGGUUGUUAUUUCUUGAAGAAUCAAGUGGCUCAGUGGCGUCUCUGCCUUGCACUGCAAAUUGUUCCGCCACUCUGCCUUCUACUUGGGUCUCCAUGGCUUCCCGAGUCGCCUCGAUAUCUGGUCGCAAACGACAUGCAAGAACAAGGUUUCGAAAUCCUUAAACGAUUACACCACCACCCCGAAGAUGAGGAUGACACCAUUGCCCGAGAAGAGCUGUAUCAAAUCCGUCAACAAUUGGAUCUGGAGAAGCGCGAAGGUUGGAGACAAGGCUGGAUCCAAGGCUGGAUUCUCUUGUUUUCCAGGAAAUCUUACCGAAAGCGUCUGCUCUUUGGAUUUCUCCUUCUUGGCCUGGUCCAGAGUACGGGAUGUUUGGUCAUCAACAACUACCAAGUCCUUCUUUACAACGGGCUCAGUCUGUACGGGGCAAUGCCCCUUAUGCUGUACGCUCUCUGGGACACCUGGGCAGCCUUCAUGAACUUUAUCAAUUCGCUUCUACUUGACAAGGUCGGCCGGAUCCCGAUCAUGGUUGUUGGACAGAUCGGAUGCGCCAUCUCCGUUGCUGGGUUUACUGCUUGCCUCGCAAGAUAUGGCGGUACCGACAACCGAGUGGGGAAUGGGUUCGGCGUCUUCUUCCUCUACCUGUUUGUAACGUUCUUCGGUGGCUCAAUGGACGCCUCAUCUUACGUUUACUCUUCCGAGAUCUUCCCGACCUCAAUCCGUGCCCAGGGCGCCGGGUUCAGCGUCUCAGGCUUGUUUGCUUUCAGCUUGAUCUACACCAUGUGUGCCCCUGUCGCGUUCAACAACAUUGGCUGGAAAUACUACCUAAUCUUCAUCAUCGUGCCGUUGCUCGGAGCCACAAUCAUGGCGCUGUUCUAUCCCGAGACCAAAGGCCUCGCCCUGGAGGAAAUCGGGAAGAAAUUCGGCGAUGAGAUCGCUGUCGACCUCACUCAUCUCUCGGCCGAAGAGAGAGCCAGGCUUGACAAGACUCUGGUGAAUGCAGAAGUCGUCGAGAUGGAGAUUAAAGCUUGA
Molecule: messenger RNA, 1518 nt
Organism: Fonsecaea erecta
Lineage: Eukaryota; Fungi; Ascomycota; Eurotiomycetes; Chaetothyriales; Herpotrichiellaceae
Exons: 6
Coding region: 1-1518 (505 amino acids)
Biological process (GO): carbohydrate transport; transmembrane transport
Cellular component (GO): membrane
Molecular function (GO): carbohydrate:proton symporter activity
Source: RefSeq, a predicted model, not a curated record